Humulus lupulus (European hop) is the source of this 6146-nucleotide messenger RNA. Its product is annotated as protein NETWORKED 1D. Gene Ontology annotation, molecular function: actin filament binding. The coding region runs from base 602 to 5869 and encodes 1755 amino acids. Lineage: Eukaryota; Viridiplantae; Streptophyta; Magnoliopsida; Rosales; Cannabaceae. Gene Ontology annotation, cellular component: plasma membrane. The transcript is spliced from 4 exons. The record is from RefSeq and is a predicted model, not a curated record.
GUGUGUGUCCUUUUGAUCGUUUUAGUUGUAGUUUUCACUCAUGUUUUUGAAAGAAUUCAUGCCCAUCUUGUUUAGUCCUCAAGUCAUAAUGUUUUUGGUGUCUUUUGAAAGUAAAAUGGUUGGUGGACUACUUCGUUUUCGAUUUUUGGUUUUUGGGUAGGUUCGAUUUUUUUUUCUUUGCUAGGUUCAUGGAAUUUUGGAAGCUGGUUCUGUUAUCUUAAAAGUAGUUCUGCACUUGUUCAUGUCUUUUCAUGAUCAUAAACUUGCGUGGUCCAAACGCUGAUGGGGAAGCACAAAGUGAAAACAUGUGAUUGUCUUGAAAUACCUGAAUUUUGUUUUGUAAUUCUAUGGUUUUGAUCAGCUGGGUUGGAUUUAUCAUUGAUCAGGUAGUUUUUACAAGGUUAAAAGAUAACAGUGACGACUUGGGUUCAUGAUUUUUGGAACUGGGCUCAGUUGAUCAGGUGUAAGCAGCAAGAGGUAUACAGCUUCUUCCUACCGAAUUUUUUUCAAUUUGGGUGGUUUUAGUUCUGGUUCUGGCUUGGUUUUGGAUCGGAUUCUGGUCUAGAUCAGAUAGCAAAGAGUGGUGUCACUGGCCACAGUUAUGGCGUCCAAAGCAGAUUCUAGACGUAUGUAUUCUUGGUGGUGGGAUAGUCAUGUAAGCCCCAAGAAUUCGAAAUGGCUUCAGGAAAAUCUUACAGAUAUGGAUUCGAAAGUGAAGCUAAUGAUAAAGCUCAUUGAAGAGGAUGCAGAUUCUUUUGCAAGGAGGGCAGAGAUGUAUUACAAAAAACGGCCAGAGCUUAUGAAAUUGGUUGAAGAGUUCUAUCGAGCAUAUCGCGCAUUAGCUGAAAGAUAUGAUCAUGCAACUGGCGUCAUUCGCCAGGCUCAUCGGACUAUGGCAGAAGCAUUUCCUAAUCAAGUUCCUUUCAAUAUGUCAGAUGAGUCACCUGGUUCUGCUACUGACGGUGAACCCCAUACACCUGAGAUACCGCAUUCUGUGCGAGCAUUCUUUGAUCCUGAUGAAUUGCCAAAGGAUUUUUUGGGACUCUCUUCAUCCAACUUUCUUGCUGGCAAGAGAAAUGGUGGUUUUGCAGAAGAAUCUGAUUCAGUAACAGGAAGAAAGGGUCUAAAGCAGCUCAAUGACCUGUUUGGGUCUGGAGAGAAAGCAAGCUAUGCGAAGUUUUCAGAAGGAAGAGCAAGAAAAGGCCUUAAUUUUCAAGAUGUGGAGGGAGAUAGAGAUAGAAGUGCCCAGAGCAAUGGGAGCCGAGAUCUUCAAGCUCAGGCUGAAUCGGAUAUUGAUCGAGUGGGCAAAGCUGAGGCAGAAAUUUUGAACUUGAAGAAAGCCCUGGCCAAAUUAGAAUCUGAAAAGGAAGCAGGAUUGCUUCAGUACCAACAGAGUCUGGAGAGAUUAAGCAAUCUGGAGUCUGAAGUCUCUCGUGCACAAGAGGAUUCCAGGGACCUUAAUGAACGAGCUAGCAAAGCUGAAACUGAGGUUCAAAAUUUGAAGGAUGCCCUUAUGAAAUUACAGGAAGAAAGGGAAGCUAGUCUUCUGCAAUACCAGCAGUACUUGGAAAAGAUAUCCAUUCUGGAAAACAGUAUCUCUUCUGCCCAAAAGGAUGCUGGACAACUUAAUGAACGAGCUAGGAGAGCUGAAACUGAAGUUGAUGUUCUAAAACAAGACCUUGCUCAGGUAGGAACUGAAAAAGAUGCUGUACUUGCACAAUAUGAAGAAAGUAUGGAGGUUAUGUCAAAUCUGCAGAACAAGUUAAUGCAGGCCGAGGAGGGCGCUAGACAAAUUAAUGAGCGAGCAUAUAAAGCUGAACACGAAGUUGAAACCCUGAAACAAGCAGUUGCCAAAUUAACAGAAGCAAAGGAAGCCGCUGCUCUCCAAUACCAGCAGUGCUUAGAGAGAAUUUCAUAUCUUGAGCAAGAACUCUCUCAUGCUCAAGAGGAGGCACAGAGGCUAAACACUGAGAUAGGUGAUGGGAUUGCAAAGUUACAGGGUGCUGAAGAAAAGUGUCUUCUUUUGGAAAAAACAAAUUACACUCUGCAAUCAGAGUUGGAAGGUUUAGUUCAUAAGGUGGGAUCUCAGGGUGAAGAACUAACGGAGAAGCAGAAGGAGUUGGGUAGACUAUGGGCUUGUGUACAAGAAGAGCGGAUGCGAUUUGUGGAAGCUGAAACUGCUUUCCAAACAUUGCAGAAUUUGCACUCUCAGUCUCAGGAAGAUCUAAGAUCACUAGUUUCAGAGCUUCAGAGCAGGGCUGAAAUCCUGAAGGACAUGGAGAUGCGUAAGCAGGGUUUGGAAGAGGAAGUUCAGAGAGUUAAGGAGGAGAACAUGAGUAUAAAUGAGCUCAAUUUGUCUUCGGCUGUGUCAAUAAAAAAUCUUCAGGAUGAGAUCUUGAACUUGAGGGAGACAAUAAAGAAACUUGAAGAAGAGGUUGAACUUCGAGUGGACCAGAGAAAUGCUCUUCAGCAAGAGAUAUACUGUUUGAAAGAGGAAUUGAGUGAAUCAAAUAAGAAAAACCAGACUAUGCUACAGCAGGUGGAGUCAGUUGGCUUUGAUCCAGAAUGCUUUGGAUCAUCUGUGAAAGAAUUGCAAGAUGAACACUCGAAGCUAAAGAAGAUUCAUGACACAACUCAGAUUGAGAAAGUGGCUCUUUUGGAACAAUUGAAGAUCAUGGAGAAACUCAUGGAGAAAAAUUCUCUUUUGGAGAAUUCUCUUGCUGAUUUGAACGUUGAGUUGGAAGGAGUAAGAGAAAAAGUGAAGGCAUUAGAAGAAACAUGUCAGUCACUUCUUGAAGAGAAGUCCAAUCUUGUUGCUGAGAAGACCAGCUUAAUUUCUCAAUUACAGAUUGCGGCUGAGAAUUUAGAGAAUAUAUCAAGGAGAAACACCUUUUUGGAAGAUUCUCUUUUAGAUGCAAAUACAGAGCUUGAAGGAUUGAGGAUAAGGUCAAAGAGCUUAGAAGAUUCAUGCCUGCUGCUUGAUGGCGAGAAGUCUGGUCUCAUUACUGAAAGAGAGUGCUUAGUUUCUCAGUUGGGUAUUACUCAUCAAAGGCUGGAAGAUCUGGGCAAUGGAUAUGCAGCAUUAGAAGACAGACUUUCUGCUCUGGAGAAGGAGAGACAAACUGCACUUGGCAUGGUAGAAGAGUUGCGUAUGUGCUUGGACACUGAGAAACAAGAACGUGCCAGUUUUGCACAGUUAAGUGAAACCCAGUUGGCUGAUAUGAAGUUGCAGAUCUGUCAUCUACAGGAAGAAGGCCUUCACAGGAACAAAGAAUACGAAGAUGAACAAGAUAAAGCUUUUAAUGCUCAAAUUGAAAUCUUAAUUUUGGUAAAAUUCAUACAAGGCCUAGAAGAAAAGAAUUUAUCUCUCCUCAUUGAGCAUCAAAAGCUCCUGGAUGCAUCACAAAAGUCGAAGAAACUGAUCUCGGAGUUGGAGAAAGAAAAUGUUGAGCAAAUUGCGGAAAAUAAAUCUCUGUCUGAGCACAAUAAAGUACUGAGAAUGGGGCUUUGUCGGUUUUUGAAGACCCUGGAUAUUGAUGAUAACCAUGGGUGUGCUGAUAAGGUUGAGCAGGAUCAAAGACUUCUUAACCUUGUACUUGUCAACCUUCAAGAUACAAGAAAAUCUCUGUUUAGAAGUUUUGAUGAAAGUCUACAAUUCGUAAUUGAGAAGUCAGUUCUUGUGACCAUAUUGGAGCAAUUAGAGUUGGAGGGGGCUUAUCUUCUGACAGAAAGAGAUGCUCUUGAUCAGAAAUCUGUGAACCAGUCUGAGCAGGUAGUGGCAUUGCAGUUAGAGAAGCAGAAGCUUUGGCAGGCUACUGAAGAAUUGAGCUUGAAAAUUGUGGAGGGUAAUCACAGGGAGGAAGUGUUGACGAAUGAAUCAGAAUGUCUUUGUAAGCAGCUGUCGGACUUGCAAGGGGAGUACCAAAAUCUACAGAAAGACAAUUGCGAGGUACUUGAAGAAAAUUUAUCCUUGGCGAAGAUAGUCUCAGUUUUGGGAGAACGUAAGAGCUGCCUAGAAGAGGAAAACCUUGUUAUGAUUGGUGAAACAAUUUAUCACAGUAAUCUUUCUCUUGUUUUCAAGGAUAUUAUCUCCCAAAAUAUAUUAGAUCUUGAUCAGCUCAGUGAAAGAAUGAAUAAGCUUCAUCUUAACAAUAUCGACCUUGAGGAGAAGGCAAAAACAUUGGAGGACAAGUUGGAAGGCCUACAAAUUGAAAAUUUACACCUAAAGGAGUGUUUAAAUAAAUCAGACAGUGAGCUGAACAUUGUUAAGUAUUUCAAUGAUGACUUGAGAACUGAAAUCACUUGCUCAAAGGAUCUGCUUACUCAGAAGGAAAAUGAAAUUUUAUUGUGGGAGGGCAAAGCGAAUACAUUCUUUGCUGAAUUGCAAACCUCCAACAUUUGUAAUGUAGUACUUGAAGGAAAGAUUAGUGAGUUCACUGAUGAAUUUGCUAGGCUCGAAUAUAGAAGUAAUUCCAAAGAUACAGAGAUUGAACUUCUGAAACACGAAGUUGGUAUAGUAAAAGACGCAAACAGAGGACUUGAAGCUCAGAUGGUUGCAUAUACCUCAGCUGUUAAAUCUUUGAAGAAAAGUAUUACAUCUCUUGAAAAUCAUAUAGUACUGGAAGGAGAACCUUCUAAACUUGAAAACAGAGAAAUAGAGGAUACUUUUUUGGUGUCCCAGAAUGCUGAAACCUCUCAAUCAGAUGAACUUCAUACUGCUGUCAUGGUACCAGAUGGAAUUUUGGACUUGCAGGACUUUCAAUCGAGGAUUGAAGAUAUUGAAGUGGCCCUAAUGGAGAAGGAAAAGAUUGUGAUGCUUGAAUUCUUAAAUACUGGCACCAAACUGGAUGCUGCAAUGAAGGAAAUUGAAGAGCUAAAGGCUAGAGGCAGAGAAAAUGGUCAAACUAGCAAGCAUAUUUAUGCAACAGAGGAAGCAGAGGAAGUCAGGGGUAGUCAUAAACUUAACAAAAACCUGAGGGUGCGGACGCGUAGCCACGAAAUCUCUGAAUUGGGUAAUGAAGUCUUGACAAAAGACAUUGUCCUUGAUCAGAUAUCAGACUGUCCCUCUUAUGGGAGAAGCAAGAGAGAAGCAGUAGAGGCCGAGAAUCAGAUGCUCGAGUUAUGGGAGAUUACUGACCAGGAUGGAAGCAUUGACUUGAAAGUUGGCAAGUCUCAGAAGGUUACUAUGGCAUUGAGUGAGCGUCAGACUGAUGCAGGCAAAGCACACAAGAGGCAAAAUCCCUCUAUGGAAUCAUUAAUGGAGAAAGAGCUUGGUGUGGACAGAUUAGAGCUCUCAAGGCGAUUUUCAGAGCCCCGCCAAGAAGGAAACAAGAAAAAGGUUCUUGAGAGACUAGAUUCUGAUGCUCAGAAGUUGUCUAACCUUCAAAUAACGGUGCAAGAUUUAAAGAAAAAGGUAGAAACUACCGAGACGAGCAAAAAGGGUAAAGCUAUCGAGUAUGAUUCAGUAAAGGGUCAAUUGGAAGAGGCUGAUGAGGCAAUCACAAAGUUGGUUGAUGUGAAUAGAAAACUGACAAAGAACUACGAACAUGUUUCUCAAUCCGCAGAUGGAUCAGUGGCUGCAACAGGUUCAGAUGAAAGUGGUAGUGUCAGGAGAAGGAGAAUCUCGGAACAGGCACGAAGGGGAUCAGAGAAGAUUGGUCGUUUGCAAUUGGAAGUUCAGAGAUUACAGUUCUUGCUACUGAAACUUGAUGGUGAUCAGAGAGAAAGUAGCAGAAGAACUAGGAUCACUGAGAAUAAAUCAAGAGUUCUCCUGCGCGAUUAUCUCUACGGCGGCGGUGUUAGAACUGGAAGGAAAUACAAGAAAACACCUUUCUGUUCAUGUGUGCAGCCCCCAACUAAGGGAGAUUAAAGCAAUUAAAUCUUUUAUCGGCCAAUAAAUAGUUAUAAAAAGUAAUGAGACUAGCUCCAUUGUCCAUAAAUUUUCCUUUUUUACAGUAGAAAUUUAUGUAGACAGUAAAUGUUUUUCUUUUUCUGGUCUUUAGUUUUGAGAUCCUGAUGUACAUGCCAGGCCCCCGUCUUAAUCAAACGAUGACACUCUCAUGGAUCAUGGAGUUGUUUUUACAAUAUUUGUUUAAUAAGUUUUGCCAGAAAUGAAGCAGGUUCUACGUGGUAAACCACAAUGUCAA